AUGGCUUCUUCUUCCCCUCCUCGUCUACCCCACCCCUCGAAGCGUCGCAAGAAGAAGCAGGACGAAGUGGAUGAGACUGUCAGAUCUUCUGGAAAGAAGGCGCCCGUCGUAGUUUUUGCGCACGGGGCCGGGGCUCCGUCCUCAUCUGAGUGGAUGGUAAGGUAUAUUUCUGGUUAUAAUGCAGGAGGAUUUUUGCUCCGUCAGACACUAGAACAUGAGAAAAACGUGGAGUAGGUGUAGUUUAUCUGCUGUUCUCUAACUUGAUGAGUUAUUCUUGAGCGUUUUCACGUCAGACUGCGACGCUUGAUAUUCUCUCUGUUUUGAAACCCCGCCGGAGCUGGGUUCGAGUUAGACUGAGUAUUUCAAUACAUUUAGGAAUUGUAACUUUCUAGUUUGGCUUAAGUAGGGUUUCCUCUCAGGGGGAUAACGCUAUUUUCUGUAGAAGGAGAGAUAAUCAAAACGCUUACUCUUGGGUUUCACUAUACGUUUCACUAUUUGCUUGCUCAGUAAAAAUAAAAUUGGUUGCAUAAAAUGCUAAGAAAAAUCUCCGGUGACUGUCUUGUAGAUGGAAGGAAAUGCUACAAAAAGGGCUUCAUGCCGCUGAAGUAAUCGCAUUUGAUUAUCCUUGUAAGUGAGGCAACGAGAAGCACUAGAGCUCCUUUGUUCUCGUCAUUAUACUAGUAUUUUUCUAUUAUUAAAGCCUAGUUAUCAAGAUCACAGGCCGGUAAUUUCAAUUUUAUUAAACAAUAAUAGUGUUCUUCACUGCAUCUGCACUUUGAAAUCUUUUAAAACCUCGUAAGAUACUCAUGGAAUGAGCAAUACUGUCAGACAUGUCUGGUGAGAGGCGUAAAGCUCCUCCAAAGGCUGAAAAGUUGGUCGAAUGCCACUUGAGUGUCAUUAAAGCGGCUGCAGCAAGAUACCCUGGGCAUCCUCUGGUUCUGGCGGGGAAGUCCAUGGGCUCGAGGUAAGUGGAACAUUGUUCUCUGUAUUUUUAUUUAAAAAGAAACUCAAAUUAAGCAGACGAGUUCUGGGUCAAAUAUGGAUGUAUGUCGUUUAGAGACUCUGUGUAUUAGAUAGUUCUCUUGAGUAAAGUGUUGGUUGUACGAAAAUUCAUAGUGCUGCCUAACUUCAGAGAGUUCCAUGGAAGGGCAAUAUUCUUCACAUUUUUUCCUGUUAUUAUCAACUCUUUGAUCCUUUUUGUUCAGGGUGAGUUGCAUGGUAGCCAGUGGGGAAGAUAUCCAUGUUGAUGCUAUAAUUUGCUUGGGAUAUCCUCUAAAGGUUUGUUUUUUUUUUUCUCUUUAUUCAUUCACCUUCCUUCAUUCUACGUUGUCAUCUUCUACCACGCAGAAGAUGAGUUGAAACAACCAACUUUCUUAUUUUAAUUUUCUGGCUGGAUAUUUUAUGCAUGAUUAAAAUUGAGACAUCAUGAGUUUAUGCUUCAAUGCUCUAAUAUGAGUCAUUUCUCCCAUGGCUUCUAAACUUGCACCGUAAAUGAUGUUAUCGAUUCCGAUUUUUCUUUUCAUUUUUUAACUUACGAAGCUCAUUCAGUCGAUAGGCUUUAACAUUUGGAUCACCUCUACUUUGAUCUUCAAUUAAUCGGGUGAAAAAUCCGAUAAAGAGGUUUGAAAAAAAUUCGAAUAAACCAAGAGCAUUCUCCCCCUCCUUUCCUCACUGAAUUCGAAGCUCAAACGCCAUUAAUAUUCGAUGGUCCAUCUCUGGUUAUCUCCAGCUUUCUAGUCGAGAGGUCUACACGGCUUCAGCAGUUUCGUGGAAUCAUUUCUUGUCUCGUUUUUCUUGCUCUGCAAUACUAUACACCUUCAGUUCCUGGCAAGGCAUACCGUAAUCAACACUGUGUCGAUGAUAUCAACCGUUGGGAUGAGAAAAUCAUGGAUUCAAUUAAAUAAUGUCGAUAUUCAUGUUCUCAAUUUGCUUCAGGGUUCGAAUGGUGCCACUCGUGAGGAGACUUUACUGCAGCUGACGGUUCCAACAAUCUUCGUCCAGGUAGAGAGACCUUGUCCUUCCUCUACACUCUACUUAUCAUCACCCUGUGAGUGAUUCAGUGGUAAUCCUUUCUUGGCAACUGAGGAGACGAUUUAUUCAUGAAGGGUAGCAAGGAUGUCCUAUGCCCUCUUGACAAGCUGGAGGCGACUCUCAAGAAGAUGAAGGCCGUUAAUGAACUCUAUGUCAUCGAAUACGGGGAUCACUCCUUCAAGAUCGGGAAAAAACACCUGCAGGCCAGCGGGCUUAGCCAGACCGAAGCUGAAGAGAAAGCAGUUGCUGCAGUCGCAGACUUUGUCUCAAGAUCCACCCAAGAAAAGUAA
Messenger RNA from Spirodela intermedia, 2321 nucleotides. The record is from the annotation of a GenBank genome assembly. Lineage: Eukaryota; Viridiplantae; Streptophyta; Magnoliopsida; Alismatales; Araceae.